This is a messenger RNA of Cercospora beticola, 2219 nucleotides long. Its product is annotated as bifunctional metallophosphatase/5'-nucleotidase. The record is from RefSeq and is a predicted model, not a curated record. NCBI's taxonomy places the organism in Eukaryota, Fungi, Ascomycota, Dothideomycetes, Mycosphaerellales, Mycosphaerellaceae. Gene Ontology annotation, molecular function: nucleotide binding; metal ion binding; hydrolase activity, acting on ester bonds. Gene Ontology annotation, biological process: nucleotide catabolic process.
CUUGCCUGGCCCCAUCAAGAUGCCUCAGCCAGCGCAUUAGGGCCAAAGAGACACAUUCGCGUGGGCUCCGUAUCGUGGCCCUUCGCAUCUCGCCGUUGUGGCGAACCGGGCCAAGCAAGAUCAGCCGCGCGCCCAGAGAUUUCAAUGGCCAUGCGCUCCAGUGCCAGAAGAUCAAUGGCCGGUUUGCUAUCAUGCCAAGAUGGGGUUUGAGCCACGCGAAAGUGCUUCGCUGCCAAACUAAACCCUUCUCUGCAGGUACCAAGCGCCUUGUGAGACACUGAAAACCAUGCCUGUGGCCUUCGCUGCACUUCUUCUGCACUUCUCGCAGGGAAUUGAAUUGUAUUGACGCCCUCAUCAUGGCCCCAAGCAACGUUCGCAGCGCGCUCACGCUGGCCGCGUUGGCCUCAGCCCUUGUGGUCUCCGCAGAAGAUGUGCUGUACAGCAAGCGCCUUUCGAAGCGAUAUAUUGAUGCGGACGGCAACUGGAAUCAGUCGUUCUUCCACAUCAACGAUGUGCACGCCCACCUUGACGAAUUCCGAAGCUCAGGAACAGAUUGCACAGAUCCUACUCGUGGGUGCUUUGGUGGCUAUGCUAGAGUAUCGACAGUGGUCAACGAGCGACGUCCAGUUCUGAACAGCAGCUUGUUCCUGAAUGCCGGAGACGAAUUUCAAGGAACCCUGUUCUACUCAUACUACGGUGGCGAGAAGAUCGCCGAGACAAUCAACCAGCUGGGAUUCGAUGGAAUGACGCUUGGGAAUCACGAGUUCGAUGGCGGUGAUGACAUGUUGGGAGAGUUCUUGGAGAACUUGACUUUCCCAAUCAUUUCUGCGAACAUUCAAUCUGGUCACCCCGUACUCAACAGGACUAUCAAGCCAUUUCAUAUAUACGAGCAGUACCAGCUUGCAGUGAUUGGAGUUACAACUGAGACUACACCGGACAUUUCUAGCCCGGGCGAGAACACCACGUUCUUAGACCCUAUCGAAGCGGUUCAGAAUACUAUCAACUUGAUCCGCGAAACUACAAACGUCACAAGAAUUGCAGCUUUGACACACAUUGGCUACGAUAAUGAUCAAGCUUUGGCGCAGAAUACCACUGGCCUUCACCUGAUUAUGGGAGGCCACUCACAUACCCCACUUGGCACGGGUGAGGGCGAGGAGGGUCCUUACCCAACUAUUGUUCAGAAUCUCGAUGAUGAGGAGGUCUUCGUUGUUACCGCUUAUCGCUGGGGAGAAUACCUGGGCUACAUCGAUGUCACUUACGAUGCUGAGGGAAAGAUAUUGGCAUAUCACGGUGGUCCCAUCCACCUCACUAACUCCACUGCUCAAAACGAGACGCUCCAAGCUCAGAUUGAGGAGUGGCGAGGUCCCUUCGAAGCAUUUGCUGCCGAAGUCAUCGGUCAAUCUGACGUUGUCCUCGAGCAAGAAAACUGCCAGCAGGAGGAAUGUCUGCUCGGCAACUUCAUGGCCGAUGCCAUGCUUUCUUAUCGACAGAACGAGAGUGACACCGUUGACUUUGCACUCAUCAAUGCAGGCGGCAUUCGAGCUACUAUCGACCAAGGCGACAUCACAAGGGGCGAAGUGCUCACCAGCUUCCCGUUCGGUAACUCGCUCGUGGAAAUCACCAUGUCUGGCGACGACCUCUGGAGGGUACUCGAAGGAAUCGUUUCUGGCGUCAGCGAAUUCAACGAUGAAGAAGUCACCAGUUUUGUGCAAGUCAGUCGUGGGAUCCAGAUUGAAUACAAUCCGGAGAACAACAAUGGCAGCAGGCUCGUCGCAGUGAAUAUCGGCAACUCCAGUCUGGACCGCGCGGAGACGUACAAAGUCGUUACUCUCGAUUUCCUCGCAGGCGGCGGUGACAACUUCUUUGGAACGUUGGAAUUUCCGAACAUUGUCACGCUGGAAACGCAAGACGAGAUCCUUGUUCGAUACAUUCGAUCUCAAUCUCCUGUCAAUAUCCAAACAGAAGGUAGAAUUGCUAUCGUGAAUGGCACUGCACCAAGCGAUGGUGGAUCUGGAGGAAAUGGAACCGGUUCUGAAGGUGGAUCGGAUUCUCCUGCUAGUGCAGCCAGUUCUUACGCGUCUGGAGCCCUUCCUGCCAUGAUUCUCGCGGGCUUGUUGGCAUUCGGUAUUGCGUUGUGAGUGUCUGGAUGACAAAAAUGCAAGCAACAUUGUACGAUUUUACGUCUCACGAGGAAGCCCAUAUUGGUAAUAUGCAGUCGG